Messenger RNA from Pseudo-nitzschia multistriata, 4935 nucleotides. Lineage: Eukaryota; Bacillariophyta; Bacillariophyceae; Bacillariales; Bacillariaceae. The record is from the annotation of a GenBank genome assembly.
AACAAAAGGAACACGAACAAGGAAUAAUCACAAGACAAGCUCUCUUCACGAAAGGUCCAACAACAUUUCCGACAGAACACGAGAGACAGGGCCACGAGCAAACGACAAGGCAAUUUAUUUCAAUGACAGAAGCUCUCCCCACCAAAAACACAACAGAGUAUGAUCGGCAGGAACACAUGACAGCAAGGCAAGUUAUAGUUCCCCAGUUUCCGACACCGACGAUUCUUCCAUCGAAUAAGGAACAAGAACGGCAGAAACCUGACCCACUUCUGACAAAGCCUCCUGAUGUUACGAAGUCCCCUACGAUAUCUCCCACAAAUUCUCCAAGCGAGGGUCCAUCUAAAUCCUCGACACCCUCCACCAGUCCGUCGGGAAAACCCACCAUUUCGUUCUCACCAACUAAGUCUCCCAGUGGAGCUCCCUCUAAAUCACAAACACCAUCGAGCAGUCCGUCGGGAAAACCCACCAUUUCGUUCUCACCAACUAAGUCUCCCAGUGGAGCUCCCUCUAAAUCACAAACACCAUCGAGCAGUCCGUCGGUCGGACCUACCUGCUCAAUUUUUCUUCCAGAAUCGUUUACAACCUAUACUGUAGUUAACCUGCGGCUGGAGCUGACUGGUGGGACGGCCAGCGAAUCUAGUACAACCGGCGACAAUGGCAUAAGCAGUGAUGAUUCUGUCGGAAUCGACUCCAUCAUUGACCAGCUAGCCAAGAUUUUUCAGGACAGCUACAACAAAAUUAUCGAUCUGGAAUUCACCUCUUGCGACGAAGAAUACCGAAGAGUCACAAAUGUUGAAUACAUAUCAUUCGAUGAUAUUUAUAAUGACAAUAUCGAUGGCGAUACCGACGGCACUGAAAAUGCUGAUGUGGAAGACAGAACCAGGUUGAACACCACGAGUACAGAUGUUGUUCCUCGUUGGCCGUUUGUAUUUCGACGAAAUCUUCAACAGCAUCUUUCACCGUCACUUUCUUCUUCCAUACUUCUUCAAAGCACACCUCCAAAUGUGCACUCACAAAAUCAUCCAAAUGCCAUGGCAAACCAUCCUCGGUAUGUUCGAGUUGAUCACCGUCAUCCUAUAUUGCAUGAAAAGACAGAUUCGAUCGAUACAUUGAAUGAUGUGAAUUCGAGCCAGAGAAACCUACAGCAACAAGAAGUAGAAGUAUCUGCCUCCACUAAAACUAUGGACGUCUCACUUUUGUUCGAGGUGACAGUAGCCUGCCGUGGUGCCUUUUGUGAGAAUGAAAAUGCUGAAUUAUUUGCCAGUAGUCUUGGGAUCACAAAAUAUCGCUUUUCACAGCUCUAUGCUUACGAUGUGUCACGCUCGUUACUUUUGACGGUGGGAGAAAUGGAAGCAGCUACGGCGAAUGCCAAUGGUGAUGCUGACGUGGAUGUGAAUGCCAGCGGCAGCGAUGGAAAUGACGGAAGUAACAUCAGUAGUGUUUCGGUAGGAAGUGUGAACGAGAUUGAGGAGCAUUUCUGUCCAAUCGACGAUUCAAUCGUCGAAUUCACAGACGUUGUCCUAAUUGAGUUGAUCGUUACUACAGAAGAUGACACCAUCGAUCUCAAAGUUGCGAGUACUACCACUCUGAGAGACAUGCCCGUCUCACAAUACAGCCCAGAAUGGUUCGAAGACAUUGAGAAAGCCUACGUUUCGACUUACAACCAACUUAUUCGGGGGGAAUUCUGCGAUCCCCUCUUUCGGAGGGCGACCAAUGCCGAGGUGUUGAAUGUUGGUAGUCGUUCUGUUGACGAGAAUGUCGAGGUGUUAACACUGGAAAUUGCGGUCGAGGGAACAUGUAAAGGCUGUGAUUCCGAGACAGUGGAGCUGUAUGAAGAACCUUCGUUGUUGGCUCUCGAUCAGAGAACUACUAGAAUGUUCAACAGGACGAAAUGGAAUCGGAGAAGACGAGCGGUGGAGCUCGAAAUGGAACCGCAACGCAUGCAAGGACAAUGGGAAAUCAUCGCGAAGCCGUACACCGCAGAUACGUUCGAAGAUUUGGGCCGAUAUCUUCAGCAGCGGCAGCAACAAGUUGUUGCAUCGUCACCAUCCUCACCAUUUCUAGUUUCAACCCACAACACGAACUACAUCAGCGAGAAUGUUUGUUUUUGCGAUGCUCAACCGUUUGCAAAUCGGGCUCCAUACGAAGCCGAAUUCAUAGCCGUGUUCCAACAAACGAUAGGAGAGUUGAAUAUCCAACAUGACGCAAACACUAACGCGGAUAGCAGUAAUACCAGCUUCGCAGUGAGCUCUUGUGAAUAUGCAACAACGUUCUAUACUGGUAUUGCUAUAGCACUUGAACCAGAGGGAAGCACGUCGGUAUAUGAAGAUGAGGAAUUGCAAUUGGUACUCGAAGAUACACUUCAGUCCACGCUUAAUGGUUUGCUGGAUGAAGGUUGCAACGACGAAUUUCGCGCUGUUGAAAACGUUCAGCUGGUCCUAACGGGGGAAGAGUCAGAAAAUCCCGAUCGCAAUCGUCCAGAUAACAGUUUCUUUGAUCCAAACAACGCAUUUUACCAACGCACUUGGAUACCCCCCAUCUCCAGAAUAGCAAGGACUAGUAGGAAUGCAGAUUUUUUGGAGGACACAACAAACUUGACUUCAUCAGAAAAUGUGACAUACAAUGAUGACAUUUUUCAUGACGAGGACGAGGAGGAGGAAACGGACUCACCAACUUUUUCUCCUUUUGAUCCAACAAACGAAAAGCGUGAAACAGACUCACCAACGUUUUCCCCUUUUGAUCCAACAGCGACAACAUCGGACGAGGCUGUAGCGAGUGAUGCUACCGUCUUGUUUUUCGUUUCGGGAGUAUGCAGUGGUUGUGACGACAACUUUCUGACAGGGUUGACAAAUGAUGUUGUUCGUAGGUUGAAGGCAACCGUUGGGGAAAAAAUCUCAUCGUCAUCCUCCAAAGCGCACAAAAAAUCAAUCCCUUCCCCAGAACGGUUUCUUCAGGAACGACAGGGACUCCCGAAGUCUGAUUGUUUUUGUCCUAUUGAUGCAAAAGAAAAUAGUGGGCAGAUAGAAGCAACAGUAGUUGCGGAAUCGUAUCAAGAGAGCUUAGAAGAAGAGGAGGUGGCAGUUGAUGUCGAAAUCCUGGGUGAGGUGGAGGUUGUGACAUGCAGUAGUAUGAUAACCGAGUUCCGCACCACUGCCACCUUUGCCAUCGACGGUGAUGUUCCCGAUGCCAGUAUUGGGGAAUUGGCAAGUAGCUUGCAAAGUACAUACAAUGAUCUAAAUGCUCUCAACUGUGAUCCAUUGUCGCGCCAAAUCACUUUUGUAGAUGUCAACAAGGUGACUAAGAACAUUGUCAGAGGUAAAAGACAACCCCAAACCCGACAAAGACAAAAAAGCCUUCACCGACGUCGGCUGCAACAAGCAGAAGUCGAUGACGAAUCAUCAUGCGACCCCACUACAGUUGACACUGUCGAGACAGUUAUAGAGUUCGUCGUGGAAGGAACAUGUCUGGGGUGUGACAGUGGAACAUCUCUUUUUGAUAGCGGUAGAAGGCGUCGUCGCGCUAGACAGUUGGAGCCAGAACAUCUGAGGUCUAUUUUUUCUUCCUACAAACUGUCAGCCUAUCAUGCUCCUAGAAACGGCAUCCGUAAACAUCGCCCGCGACGACGGUUACAGGGUUCAGAAAUAUGUGUGUGUGAAGGUGAUACAGUCGCCGACCGUGCGCCAACUUUUGAUGAAUUCUUUGCUGUUUUUGCGGACGACAUAGUAACUGUACCGGCAGUUUGCGGGAUCUUUGAUGUCGAAGUAGAAAUAAGCGCGUCAAAAGAACUGGAACAACCCGAAACCUUCCAAGAUAUUUUAGAGCUGAGAUCUCCUGCAACCGCUCCUGUACUACCACCUAUUCUAUUGGGAUCGAAGGAAGACAUCACAGUUGUUGAUGAAGUUGAUCGAGACAAUGAGCUAAAGGAUGUCGUGGAUGAGGAGGUGGAUAUCAAUGAUGGGGAAUUGGAUAUUAUUCUCGAAGAGGAUAUUGUUAUAGCCAACGAGACAGAGGCACCUACGAAUCCACCAACUAGCCUACAAAUCAAUGCUACUGCACCACCGACGAAUCCACCGACGAAUCCACCGAUCGAUGCUCCACCAGCACCAGCACCCACGAACCCUCCAACUACUCCACCAACUAAUGCUACGACAUCAUCAUCAAUUGCUCCAUCAAUCGCUCCAUCAAUCGCUCUAUCUACCGCUCCGAGCCUAGCUCCGACGGGAGUCCCAACGAGAGUCCCAACGAGAGUCCCAACGAGAGUCCCAACGAGAGUCCCAACGAGAGUCCCAACAACAGCUCCAACAACAGCUCCAACAACAGCUCCAACAACAGCUCCAACAAUAUCUCCAACAAUAUCUCCAACAAUAUCUCCAACAAUAUCUCCAACAAUAUCUCCAACAAUAUCUCCAACAAUAUCUCCAACAACAUCUCCAACAACAUCUCCAACAACAUCUCCAACGUUAACGCCGACGAUAACGCCGACGCUUCCAGGCACAGGUAGUCCUACACAGGGACGACCAACACCUUCUCCUAACUCAGUUACCAACAGUCCAACUGUGACAUCUUCUGCUGAAUCUACCACUGAGUCAACCACUCAGUCCCCCACUCAGGUCUCCAGUGACCUUACUACCGAAUCUCCGACCCCAAGACCAACGCGAGUAAGUAAAGAUGAAAACGUUAUAAGUCAGAGGAAUGACAAAAACAGAAAUUCAAUAGAUAAGACCGAAUGCAUGGAUUUUCCAGACAAAAAGCAAAUGAAUCCCAUAGCUCACAAAACUCUGUUUAUUCUAUUUUGUAUCCCGGCAGCAACCAAGCAAUCCACCAACUAGACCACCAACUAGACCACCAACUAGAUCACCAACUAGAUCACCAAGUGCAUCACCAAGUGUAUCACCAACUGCUGAUCCGACUGCCGAAUCAAGCUUAAUUCCUACC